ACAGCGACAGCUGGGAAAUUCACCACAGUCCAUGGACAUGGAUUUUCCGCUCGUGUGAAAAUACUCGCACGCUCACUACGUUUCGGUUCGCCAGCAAAGGCAGUUGCUCCUCGCAUUUUCGCAGCCCGUGCGUGUAGUGUAGUGUAGUCUAAAUAAGACCAAUCAGACUAAGUCAUCGGUCAAAAAAUGGCAUUUAAGGCCUAAUAAAAACACGGCGACAACAAAAACUGAAAAUCAAUAAACACAAAGCCAGCAAAAAGUACGUAACCAGCAACAACAACAGCAACAACAACACCCCAAUGCGGCAACAACAAGUGAGCAAGUUAAAGAACCUUUGCGAUUUGUAAACGCUGCGAAAUACCCGUUGUGCAGAAAAAAAAACCAACAAAUAAACAAAAAAGCAACAAGAACAAAAAAAGCAAAAAAAAAAAGAACAUUUAGCAACAAUGUCGGAGGGCAGCGAUAACAACGGGGAUCCCCAGCAGCAGGGGGCGGAGGGGGAGGCGGUGGGCGAGAACAAAAUGAAGUCCCGCCUCCGCAAAGGAGCCCUCAAGAAGAAGAACGUCUUCAAUGUCAAGGAUCACUGCUUCAUCGCCCGGUUCUUCAAGCAGCCCACGUUCUGCUCCCACUGCAAGGAUUUUAUCUGCGGCUAUCAGUCGGGAUAUGCAUGGAUGGGCUUCGGGAAGCAAGGAUUUCAGUGCCAAGUUUGCUCCUAUGUGGUGCACAAGCGGUGCCACGAGUACGUCACCUUCAUCUGCCCGGGCAAGGAUAAGGGCAUCGAUUCGGACUCACCAAAAACUCAACACAAUUUCGAGCCAUUCACAUACGCAGGACCCACGUUCUGCGAUCAUUGUGGGUCCCUGCUGUAUGGCAUUUACCACCAGGGUCUCAAAUGCUCAGCAUGUGACAUGAACGUGCAUGCCCGCUGCAAGGAGAACGUGCCCAGCCUUUGCGGAUGCGAUCACACGGAGCGGCGGGGUCGCAUUUAUCUGGAGAUCAAUGUCAAGGAGAAUCUGCUAACUGUCCAGAUCAAGGAGGGUCGCAAUCUCAUACCCAUGGACCCAAACGGACUGAGCGAUCCCUAUGUGAAGGUGAAGCUAAUUCCAGAUGACAAGGAUCAAUCCAAGAAGAAGACUCGCACCAUUAAGGCUUGCCUAAAUCCUGUCUGGAAUGAGACACUCACUUAUGAUCUGAAACCCGAAGACAAGGAUCGACGCAUCCUGAUCGAAGUGUGGGACUGGGAUCGCACUUCACGCAAUGACUUUAUGGGCGCUUUGUCCUUCGGCAUCUCGGAGAUCAUCAAGAACCCAACCAAUGGCUGGUUCAAACUGCUCACCCAGGACGAGGGCGAGUACUACAAUGUGCCAUGUGCGGAUGAUGAGCAGGACCUACUGAAGCUCAAGCAGAAGCCAUCGCAAAAGAAACCGAUGGUAAUGCGCAGCGAUACGAACACGCAUACUUCUUCCAAAAAGGAUAUGAUCCGGGCCACGGACUUUAAUUUUAUCAAAGUUCUAGGCAAGGGCUCAUUUGGAAAGGUUUUGCUGGCUGAGCGCAAAGGCAGCGAGGAGUUGUAUGCCAUUAAGAUACUCAAGAAGGAUGUGAUCAUUCAGGACGACGACGUCGAGUGCACCAUGAUCGAGAAACGUGUCCUGGCGCUGGGCGAAAAGCCACCUUUCCUGGUCCAAUUACACUCGUGCUUUCAGACUAUGGACCGUUUGUUCUUUGUAAUGGAGUACGUGAAUGGCGGCGAUUUGAUGUUCCAAAUCCAACAGUUUGGAAAAUUUAAGGAACCCGUGGCUGUAUUUUAUGCCGCUGAAAUAGCAGCAGGACUUUUCUUCCUUCAUACCAAGGGCAUACUGUAUCGGGAUCUGAAGCUGGAUAAUGUGCUCCUGGACGCCGAUGGACAUGUAAAGAUUGCGGACUUUGGCAUGUGCAAGGAGAACAUAGUGGGUGACAAGACCACAAAGACUUUCUGCGGUACACCUGAUUACAUUGCUCCAGAGAUAAUACUGUAUCAGCCCUAUGGCAAAUCGGUGGACUGGUGGGCCUAUGGAGUACUGCUCUACGAGAUGCUAGUAGGUCAGCCACCUUUCGAUGGCGAGGAUGAGGAGGAGCUGUUUGCCGCCAUAACUGAUCAUAAUGUGUCCUAUCCAAAGAGCCUGAGCAAGGAGGCCAAAGAGGCCUGCAAGGGCUUCCUAACUAAGCAGCCAAAUAAGCGUUUGGGUUGUGGUUCCUCUGGCGAGGAGGAUGUGCGUCUGCAUCCCUUCUUCAGACGCAUCGAUUGGGAGAAAAUAGAAAAUCGCGAAGUCCAACCGCCAUUUAAGCCGAAAAUUAAACACCGCAAGGAUGUGUCCAACUUUGACAAGCAGUUCACAUCAGAGAAAACAGACUUGACGCCCACGGACAAGGUGUUUAUGAUGAAUCUGGAUCAGUCGGAAUUCGUUGGCUUCUCCUACAUGAAUCCCGAAUAUGUUUUCAGCCCAUAGAUCCGAUCUGAUCCGGUCUAAUUUCCAUGCUUCGCGUUGUGUCCCCUAAGUCUAUUUUGAUAUUGAUUACUAAAAAGACAUCUUGUUAAUCUUUGUUAAGUUUUCUGUUUGAUUUUCAACCAUUAUAUGUAUAUCUAUAUUUAUUGAAUUGUUAAGUUUUUAGUUAAUUUUAAGAUCUAGAAACUGUGAAACAGAGCUUUAGUUAUGGAAUAUUCGAAUACUGUUCAAAGGCACGUCCUUACCUCAAGCCAACAAAAAAAGCAAUAAAAGCAACAUGUCAAAUA
Messenger RNA from Drosophila mauritiana, 2770 nucleotides. RefSeq names its product protein kinase C, brain isozyme (gene Pkc53E). Gene Ontology annotation, biological process: protein phosphorylation. Lineage: Eukaryota; Metazoa; Arthropoda; Insecta; Diptera; Drosophilidae. Gene Ontology annotation, molecular function: diacylglycerol-dependent serine/threonine kinase activity; zinc ion binding; ATP binding. The coding region runs from base 447 to 2486 and encodes 679 amino acids. The transcript has 15 exons. The record is from RefSeq and is a predicted model, not a curated record.